Messenger RNA from Pygocentrus nattereri (red-bellied piranha), 2624 nucleotides. It is a transcript of the gene atl2, whose product is annotated as atlastin GTPase 2. NCBI's taxonomy places the organism in Eukaryota, Metazoa, Chordata, Actinopteri, Characiformes, Serrasalmidae. Gene Ontology annotation, molecular function: GTPase activity; GTP binding. The transcript has 13 exons. The record is from RefSeq and is a predicted model, not a curated record. Gene Ontology annotation, biological process: protein homooligomerization; endoplasmic reticulum organization. Bases 18 to 1802 code for a protein of 594 amino acids.
UACUUUAACCGAACAAGAUGGCGGAGCGCGGUGGACUGAGACGUCGAAAUUUCGCGGAGACAAAUCAUAUAGGUCACAAAUCUAACGAAGAUAUGACUGGAGUGGAGGAAGUGCCGCUGUACCAUCCGGUUGAGGAGUCAAGCCCUGGCACAAAUGGAGUGGCCCCUUGUGCUGUGGAAGAGGAGCCUGACCUUGAGGAGGAAGAGCCAGUUGCUCAAGGAGCUCGGCCAGUACAAAUUGUGUUGGCCAAAGAGGACGACCACAUGUUUGAGUUAGAUGCUGCUGCUCUGGAGAAGAUUCUAAUGCAAGAACAUGUCCGAGAUCUCAACGUAGUCGUGCUCUCUGUUGCUGGGGCUUUUCGCAAGGGCAAAUCCUUUCUGCUGGACUUCAUGCUACGCUACAUGCACUGUCAGUCUUCUGAGUCAUGGAUGGGAGGAGAUGAUGAGCCACUAACAGGUUUCUCCUGGAGGGGGGGUUGUGAGCGAGAGACAACAGGAAUCCAGGCCUGGAGUGAAGUCUUUGUGGUGGAAAAGCCGGAUGGCAGUAAGGUGGCUGUCCUUUUGGUUGACACUCAGGGAGCCUUUGACAGUCAGUCCACCAUCAAAGACUGUGCUACAGUUUUUGCCCUCAGCACUAUGACCAGCUCAGUACAGGUGUAUAAUCUUUCACAGAAUAUUCAGGAAGAUGACCUGCAGCAUCUGCAGCUUUUUACAGAAUAUGGUCGUCUAGCAAUGGAGGAAAUCUAUGAGAAACCAUUUCAGAAACUAUUGUUUCUGAUCAGAGAUUGGUGUUACCCUUAUGAACAUGGCUAUGGACUUACUGGAGGGAAUCGUUUCUUGGAACGGAGACUUCAGGUGAAACCGAAUCAACAUGAGGAGUUGCAGAAUGUGAGGAAGCACAUCCACUCUUGCUUCUCCAGCAUUGACUGCUUUCUGCUGCCUCACCCAGGGCUGAAGGUGGCAACUAACCCCUACUUCGAUGGCAGACUAAGAGAUAUUGAUGAUGAAUUCAAAAAGGAGCUGCAAAAUCUAGUACCGCUACUGCUGGCGCCUGAGAACCUGGUGGAGAAAGAGAUCAAUGGAGCCAAGGUCACAUGCCGGGACUUGCUGGAGUAUUUCAAGGCCUAUAUUAAAAUCUACCAAGGUGAGGAGCUGCCUCAUCCCAAGUCCAUGUUGCAGGCAACAGCUGAAGCCAACAACCUUACAGCUGUGGCUGGAGCAAAAGACACCUAUAGCCGUGGAAUGGAGCAGAUUUGUGGUGGAGACAAACCAUACCUUGCACCUAUAGACCUCCAGCGAUAUCACGAGGAGAUAAAGCAAACUUCUGUCAAACAGUUCCGUGCUGUUAAAAAGAUGGGAGGAGUCGAGUUCAGCCAGCGCUACCAGGAUCAGCUGGAGUCCGAGCUUGAUGAAGUUUAUGCAAAUUUCGUUAAACACAAUGAAAGCAAGAACAUCUUCUACGCAGCAAGAACUCCUGCCACACUCUUCGCCGUCAUGUUUUUCACCUACAUAGUCUCUACAGUAACAGGCUUUAUUGGUUUGUCGGUAAUCGCAUCGCUGGCCAACCUUGUAAUGGGUGUGUCACUGCUGUCAUUGUGUGCUUGGGCGUACGUGAGAUACUCUGGGGAAUAUCGAGAAGUGGCUGUGGCUAUAGACCUCACAGCAGAGGCCUUGUGGGAGCAGGUGCUGAAGCCACUGACUGAGCAAUACAUGGAGGAAAAUAUUCGCCAAACUGUUGUUAACUCUAUAAGAGCCAGUCUGGCGGAACAGGUGACACAAACUGCAAAGUUAAAGACCACCUGACCGGUCAUCCCUCUUUUCUAUGUGUGAAGUGUGUUUUUUGUGUAGUUUCUAUUUGAAUUCUGUUCCCUUAGACUCAAGAAUUAAAACCAAAGUUUACAACCUGUACCCUGUCCAUCAUACAGCUUCAGUGAAGGAGCUUUGCUCAGUCACUGUAAUGUAGAAAAGCACUUGCGUGUAUACACAUUUUGUGAUUUUUAAAUUUAAGUUCUACAUGCAUGUUCAGAUGUCUUAUGCCAAGAAGUUAUCUGGGGAAAGGUUGCAUCCAUUUUACGUGUUUGUUUUAAACGAAUUAAUCCCUGGAUUUCUGUUCUUUUUAAGUCUAUUUAGAUUAAUUAGUUAAUUUUAUUAGAAGUUGAUAUCUCUGUAAAGUUGCAGAGUUUAAGAACAGUGCAACCUUUGCCCAUACUGAACUUGAUCGUUUGUUGUACAUGUUUAAAUACUGACAUUCAUAUGACUUUGUUGUUUUUUUGGGUAAAUGCACGGUUAAUGGUGACUCUAAAUCCAUCCAAAACUCCUUCAAACCAGUCACCCCUGUACACUUUAGAUCAUAUUUUAAUCUUAAGCAUGUACAUGAAUGUAUAAAUAUAAUUUUAUAUUAUAUUUCUGAAUCAUGGGUGAGGAGGGGGUAGUUCAUAUAUGCUUGCUCUGUACUGUAUGUGAAUUAAACUGUUCAUUUACUGUACUUUGCUAAAGCUUGCCUGAACCUAUUGCAUCAUGCACAGCUCUGUGACUUGAGUGUGCAUGGGGUGAUAUGCUUUGUCUGCCUUUUAAGGACAUGUCCUAUAAUUUAUUUUUUAAAUUAAAAAUAUUUAAAUGAUUUUU